Messenger RNA from Phasianus colchicus (ring-necked pheasant), 1240 nucleotides. RefSeq names its product four-jointed box kinase 1 (gene FJX1). Lineage: Eukaryota; Metazoa; Chordata; Aves; Galliformes; Phasianidae. Gene Ontology annotation, biological process: cell-cell signaling. The record is from RefSeq and is a predicted model, not a curated record.
AUGGAGCGGGGCGGCCGCGCCGCGCUGGCGCUGGGGCUGCUGCUGCUGCUGUUGCUGCUGGGCGCGCUGCUGGCGCUGCGGGAGCCGGCGCCGGGGCCGGCCCGGGGCGAGGCGCGGGGCGGCGGCGUGCAGAAAACUUUCCGGGCGCUGCUGGCCGCGGGACGGGAGCAGCAGCGGCAGGAGGAGGGGGAGGAGGACCCGCCGGCGGCCCCGGUGCGGCGCGGCAUCUUCUGGAGCCGCGAGCUGGAGGCGCGGGUGCCGCCGGGCUUCGCGGCCGAGGAAGCGGCGGCGUGGCGGGCGGCGGCCCGCGGAGCCCGCGUGGCCUCGCUGGAGCGCGGCGGCUGCGGGCGCAGCUCCAACCGGCUGGCCCGGCUGUCGGACGGGAGCCGCGCCUGCGUCCGCUACGGCGUGAGCCCGGAGCAGAUCCAGGGCGAGGCGCUCUCCUACCACCUGGCCGGGCUGCUGGGCAUGCAGCAGCGGCUGCCGCCCAUGGCGCUGGCGCUGGUGGAGGCUCGCGGGCGGCAGUGGGAGCCGGUACGGGAGGAGCUGCGCGGCUCGCACUGGGCCGAGGGCGCGGUGGUGAGCCUGACGCGCUGGGUGGACAACCUGACGGCCGUGGUGGCCCCCGCGCCGUGGGGCGGCGGGCGGCCGCGGGCGCUGGCGGCGGGCGAGCUGGGCGGGCUGCCCGCGGCGCAGCUGGUGGAGCUGGUGCAGUGGAGCGACCUGAUCCUCUUCGACUACCUGACGGCCAACUUCGACCGCCUGGCCAGCAACCUGUUCAGCCUGCAGUGGGACCCGCGCGUCAUGCGGCGCGCCACCAGCAACCUGCUGCGCGCCCCCGACGGCGGCCUGGUCUUCAUGGACAACGAGGCGGGGCUGGUGCACGGCUACCGCCUGCUCGCCACGUGGGACCCCUACAACGAGCCCCUGCUGCGCUCCGUCUGCGUCUUCCGCGAGGGCACGGCGCGGCGCUUGGCCGAGCUGCACCGCCGCCGCAACGCCGCCGCCGAGCUGCGCCGCCGCUACCGGGCCCGGGAGCCCCUCUGGGCGCGCCUCGGCUUCCUGUCGGAGCGGCAGGCCGAGCUGCUGCAGGCGCGCGUCGACUUCGUGCACCGCCACAUCGCCCAGUGCCGCGCUCAGGCCGCCGCGCUCUGACGGCACCCGCCCUCCCCGCGCCUCCGCUCCCCGUUUCCCCGCUCUCUGCCUAGUAGGGCCGCGGAGGUCCCUUCGGCCUCGACUC